AUGGCUUCCUCGUCUCAGCAAGCUAUGAAACGUGCCCUCGCCAACGGGAACAUCACCUCUCUCUCGGCCUGCUCUGGCCCGUCUCCAUCCCCAGACGCAUGCUGCGGGCCGCUGUUGGCGUUUCAGAGGAGCUUCGCUGUGAGGGAGCCCAUGUUCUUCCUCGCCAUCACCACACAGCCCGAGCUCAACACCCCUUGCAGGAAGUCCCUCCAGGCGCAUCUGCAGGCGUCCCCUGUGCGCCCGCGCAUCACUGCCAACGUCUUCUCCCUCUGCAACCCUCCCACCAACGCCUCCUCCUCCUCCUCCUCUUCAGCCUCAUCUCGUCGCAGUCUGCUCCCUCUGGUGGCAGUGGAUCCGCCAAGCAACAAGUGCCCUGUGGUGUGGGUGCAGGACGUGGAUCGACUUCAGAACGUCACUCGCCUGGCCAAGGCCUGCGGCUCCGCAGAUACAGCCUGCUCUAGAUGCGCCUCCACCCUGUCCACCGCAGCUGCCGCCCUGGCUCGCUACAGCCCGGCUGUAGCGGCUCGCACUGCGGCAAGGGGAAGCGCGGGUAAUGCGAGCACGGCUGCUGGUGAACCCACCUCUGCACCAUCCGAAGCAGUCAUGGAGGAUUGUGCCCGAGUGACAUUCGUGAGGGUGGCUCAGGCUCAGAGCUGGCGAGCGGCACCAGGGCUUGUAACCCUGCAGCUGGACUGCCCCAUUGUCUAG
This is a messenger RNA of Closterium sp. Naga37s-1, 708 nucleotides long. The record is from the annotation of a GenBank genome assembly. Lineage: Eukaryota; Viridiplantae; Streptophyta; Zygnematophyceae; Desmidiales; Closteriaceae.